Molecule: messenger RNA, 1080 nt
Organism: Morus notabilis
Lineage: Eukaryota; Viridiplantae; Streptophyta; Magnoliopsida; Rosales; Moraceae
Exons: 1
Coding region: 1-1080 (359 amino acids)
Source: RefSeq, a predicted model, not a curated record
AUGGAUAUAACAUACAAAGAAGCCUUGAUGGGGGCAUUAUCUAGCAUAAAGAAAAUUACCCCCUUUAAGAGAGAGCUGAACCGUAAACCCCUGUCUAGCUACAGGGAAUUUCUGGCGCGAGCGCAGGGGUACAUCAACGCCGAAGAGGCAGACACAAACGACCCCGAGCACAGGUCCAACAAGAAUAAAGGAACCGAACAAGGGUCGACGCAUGUGAAACAGGACGGGAAAAAGCGUCGAGGUGGAGGAAGCGGAGAUAAGGAGCCAGUGCGACGACGAGCGCUUCAGAAGCCGAGGCAAGAGGAUACCCGUAAGCCUCGACUGUUCCAAAAAUACGAUUCCUACCACGAGCUAACGGUAGGAGUCGAGAAGGUCUUCAAUCAGGUCGGCCGCGGGAACUUGCUGCGCCGACUGGAACCAAUGAAGUCAGAUCCCAGCCGAAGGAACCAGAAGAAAUUCUGUAGGUUCCACGGCGAUGUCGGCCACCACACUAACGAUUGCGCCGACCUCAAGGAUGAAAUUGAGAGAGUGAUCCGUGAGGGAAGGUUACAAGAGUUCAGGGCCGAACGGAGACCUCGAAAUGACAGCCACGGUGGGCAAAAUGACGGUCGACGCCGAGAGAAGAACCAGCGCCCAGAGGAUCGUGAACCCGUCGGCGUCAUACGAAUUGUCCUCGGCGACCCCUAUAUAGGAGGAGACUCAAUGAGGUCUCAGAAGGACUACGACCAUGAGGCCAGGGAGGUUUACCAGGAGCGAUUCUGGAGCGUCUCCGCUGCAAAAACCCCAAGGUAUAGCCACACCGACGUGGCCUUUAAUGAGGAUGACGCCAGCGGAGUUCACUUCCCCCACAACGACGCAUUGGUGGUGGAAGCCAUGAUAGAGAACCACACCGUGUGCCGAAUCCUGGUGGACAAUGGGUGCUCGGUGGACCUCCUAUACUCCGACUGCUUGGAGAAAAUGGGGAUCCAAAAGGAACAGUUGGAAAAGACCUCCAGGCCACUAUAUGGUUUCACCGGGGACUCCGUCAUCCCCCAGGGGACCAUCCGGUUGCCUAUAACCGCCGGAGAAAAACCCCGAUAG